GAAAAUGAAACACAGCAGGCAUCCAUGUGACCCUAGCACGACCUUUCCUCCAAAGUCCUAACUCAAAACACAUUUUCCAACAGAGACGGAACGGAACACAGCGCAACAGAACACACCUUCCUCCCCACUUUCCACCUUCCCUUUCUGUAUGUAGUGUGUACGCAAAAAAGGGGGAAAAAAAAAAAAAAAAAAUCCCAACACAUACCACCACCAAAACCAAACCAAACCAAACCAAACUUCAAAAACUCAUUUAUUUAUUUUUCUCUCUCUCUCAUACACAUCAGUCUCUCAAAAUGGGUCGGCGGAGAACCCUACUGAUCUAUCUCUCCACCUUCAUAUUCUCCUUUCUAACUCUUUCAUCUGCCGAUGACUCCGCAGCCAUGGCCAAGCUCCUCGCCUCCUUCGACACCGCCCCAAGCGGCUGGUCCGCCACCACAGACUGCUGUAAGUGGAAAAACGUUAACUGCGACGGAAGCAACCGUGUCACCUCCAUCAACUUAGCUUCUCAGUCUCUCACAGGGAUUCUUCCUUCCGAUCUCGGCACUCUCACCCAACUCACCACUCUCUCUCUCCAAAGCAACUCUCUCUCUGGACCUCUCCCCUCCCUUGCCAACCUCACCUCUCUCCAAAAACUCUACCUUGACAACAACAAUUUCACCUCCAUUCCUUCAGGUUUCUUCCAAGGACUCACAAGCUUACAGAUCUUAACCUUGAGCCAAAACCUUAAUCUUGCACCUUGGACCAUCUCCACCGAGUUGACUCAGGCCACUAGCUUAGUCACUUUCUAUGCUAGCAAUGCAAACAUUAUUGGGUCUUUACCAGAUAUCUUUGUUUCCUUCCCGAGUCUUAAGGAUCUCCGACUUUCUUACAACAAUCUCACUGGCACUCUACCUAAAUCCUUUGGGGGAUCCGGGAUUCAAAACCUUUGGCUCAACAACCAACAAAACGGCUUGUCGGGUACCAUCGACGUGUUGUCGUCGAUGACCCAGUUGUCCCAAGUGUGGCUACACAAGAACCAGUUCACUGGUCCCAUCCCAGACUUGUCAAACUGUACAAGUUUGUUCGAUCUUCAGCUCAGAGACAACCAGUUCACAGGCCUUAUCCCAGCUUCAUUGAUGUCAAUUCCCACAUUGAGAAACGUUUCCUUGGAUAACAAUGUGCUCCAAGGGCCUUACCCACAGUUCCCAUCUAGCGUGACCACUCACACUCUUGAUGGUAUCAAUAGCUUCUGUAAGAACACCCCAGGUCCUUGUGAUCCCCAAGUGACCACAUUGCUCGAAAUCGCUUCGGCUUUUGGGUAUCCAAUCAAGCUAGCCAAUUCUUGGACAGGUAACGAUGCUUGUACUAGCUGGACUUCCAUUAUCUGCGAUUCACAGGGGAAUAUUACCACUAUCAAUUUCGCUAAGCAGCAAUUCGUUGGGACGAUCUCGCCUGUCUUUGCAAAACUCACAUCGUUGAGGAAUUUGUAUCUGAAUGAUAACAAUUUGACGGGUUCCAUUCCGGAUGCUUUAACCAACAUGACAAGCCUUCAGGUUCUCGACGUUUCGAACAAUAACCUUACUGGGUUGAUACCGAAAUUUGGAGAUUCCGUGAAGCUAACUACGACCGGUAAUCCUUUGAUUGGGAAGAAUACUCCGAGCUCUGGAAGUGGAGGGAGUUCUCCGUCGGGUUCAAAUGGCACAUCGCCCAGUGGGAAUCCGGCUGGAAUGGGAUCGAGUGGCACUUCCGUCUCGCAGGGUAUGAUUGCUGGUAUAGUUAUUGCUGUGAUCAUAUUUGUUGUGGUUGUGUUGUUUGUUUCAAUUAAGUGUUAUGUCAGUAGGAGGCAUAGGAAGUUUGGGAGGGUGGAAAAUCCUCAAAAUGGUAAGGAAGCUGUUAAGUCUAUUGGCAUAACGGGUGGUGUAUCGAAUUCAAAUGGAUAUGGAGGUGUGCCGAGUGAGUUGCAGAGCCAGAGUAGUGGUGAUCAUAGUGAGCUUCCUGUUUUUGAGGGUGGGAAUGUUGCAAUUUCGAUCCAAGUUUUAAGACAGGUGACCAACAAUUUCAGUGAAGAUAACAUUUUGGGUAGGGGAGGAUUUGGAGUUGUUUACAGAGGAGAAUUGCAUGAUGGGACUAAGAUUGCUGUGAAGAGGAUGGAAUCUGUGGCAGUGAGUAGCAAAGGAAUGAAUGAAUUUCAGGCGGAGAUUGCAGUCCUUACUAAAGUUAGACAUCGACAUUUGGUUGCUCUUUUAGGAUACUGUAUCAAUGGCAACGAGAGGCUUUUGGUGUAUGAGUAUAUGCCACAGGGGACAUUAACGCAGCAUUUGUUCGAAUGCCAUGAGAAUGGGUGUUCUCCUCUUACUUGGAAGCAGAGGGUUACAAUAGCAUUGGAUGUGGCGCGCGGAGUGGAAUACCUGCACAGUUUGGCACAACAAAGUUUCAUUCACAGAGAUUUGAAACCUUCCAACAUACUUCUUGGGGAUGAUAUGAGGGCCAAGGUUGCAGAUUUUGGUCUGGUUAAACAUGCGCCUGAUGGGAAGUACUCUGUAGAGACUCGGUUGGCUGGGACAUUCGGGUAUCUUGCACCAGAAUAUGCAGCUACUGGAAGAGUGACGACCAAAGUGGAUGUCUAUGCAUUUGGAGUGGUUUUGAUGGAGCUGAUUACUGGUAGAAGAGCACUAGAUGAUACCAUGCCAGAUGAGAGGUCUCAUCUGGUCACAUGGUUCCGUAGGAUCCUAAUCAACAAGGAGAACAUCCCCAAGGCCAUUGACCAAAAUCUUAACCCUGAUGAGGAGACCAUGGAGAGCAUAUACAAAGUGGCUGAGCUGGCAGGUCAUUGCACUGCUCGUGAGCCGUACCAGAGACCUGAUAUGGGGCACGCAGUCAACAUCUUAAGUCCUCUUGUAGAGCAGUGGAAACCAACUUCUCAUGAAGAAGAGGACGCUUGUGGCAUUGACCUAGACAUGAGCCUUCCUCAAGCUCUGCAAAGAUGGCAAGCCAAUGAAGGUACUUCAACAAUGUUUAAUGAUAUAUCCUACUCCCAAACUCAAUCAAGCAUUCCCUCGAAACCUUCAGGGUUUGCAGACUCGUUUGAUUCAAUGGAUUGCCGAUGAGAAAGGGGAAGAGAGGGAGAAAAGGGGGGUAAGAAGAGGUAAAGUUGGGAUGAUGAAGAUAUGACACAAAAGUUCUGGUUGCUAAAGCUGUUUGGUCCAGCGGGUUACCCAAGGGUGUCCCAAGAUUUUUUUGUCUGUUACUGUUGUUUGUUAUUAUUCUACAAAACCUGGAAAAUAUAGAUGCAUUAUGCUGUUCCAAUUUGUUCUUUUAAGGCUAACAAAUUCAUUUGGUGAUGGUCGAGGUCGAGAUAUCAGAAAGGAAAAAAAAAAAAAAGGGUACAGAUUUGUAUGAUAUUCUUUUAAUGUUUUCAUUUAAUAGAAGGUUGGUUACAUUUAUUGCUCUGAA
Molecule: messenger RNA, 3432 nt
Organism: Quercus robur (English oak)
Lineage: Eukaryota; Viridiplantae; Streptophyta; Magnoliopsida; Fagales; Fagaceae
Product: receptor-like kinase TMK4
Exons: 2
Coding region: 294-3086 (930 amino acids)
Biological process (GO): protein phosphorylation
Molecular function (GO): ATP binding; protein kinase activity; protein binding
Source: RefSeq, a predicted model, not a curated record